Molecule: messenger RNA, 1775 nt
Organism: Mycotypha africana
Lineage: Eukaryota; Fungi; Mucoromycota; Mucoromycetes; Mucorales; Mycotyphaceae
Exons: 3
Coding region: 324-1646 (440 amino acids)
Biological process (GO): regulation of transcription by RNA polymerase II
Molecular function (GO): RNA polymerase II cis-regulatory region sequence-specific DNA binding; protein dimerization activity; DNA-binding transcription factor activity, RNA polymerase II-specific
Source: RefSeq, a predicted model, not a curated record
GAAGAAGGAGGUACAAAAAGGUACCCCACAUUUUUGCUGACUCUUUCCAAUUAAAUGAAGGGAAAUCUUAAUUUCUUAUAUUGUAAUGUUGCGAGAUAAAAUUGUCUUAUCAACAUCCUUUUCCAAUCUUUUAUUUUAAGUUUUUCUCUUUUCUUCGACAAUCCCAUUAAGAGAUACUAUGGAGUAUGAUCCUGCACAUAAAGCGUCUAGUAUAACUAGCACAACAAGUACAAGUAGUAGUAAUACAAGUUGGGAACAACUGCCUCCUUCAGCUGAAUCUACAUUGUUUUCAAUGCUUUUUAACGAUUAUAAUCAUCAUAAUAAUGAUGCACCGCCGGCCUUCACUUUGGAUACCAAUAGACUUUACCGCCAUACCCGUCCAUGAUAAAGAAAGUAUUACGGAUCCAAAGCUUUUGCAACAGCAGGCCUAUGAAGAUAGAAACAACAGCACGAUGGCGCAAUUACCAGUGUUGGCUGAUUAUUUCUGCGAUGGCUAUGGUGACAGUUUUAAAUUCCAUAGUGCGAAAGACCUUAGUACAAAAAAAGACCUUUUCACAGUCUGCAACAAUCACUGUCAAGCUGAUGUGAAGAACUUGGUCCGACACGAAAAACUGAGUACAAGUCAGGCAAUCAGCUCCCACAAAGGCACUACGAAUAAUGAAUUCACGGCAUCAUUUUCUGUUAUUCACGGUGAGCAAUUAAGUCCAUCUGCAUAUCAACCAUUCAACAGUAACGAGCACGACCAAUCAGAGAGCAAUGAAACGGGUAUUCAUGCUAUAGAAGACUCACAGCAAAAUUGCACGUCCUUUGCUAAAUCAGCGAACGCACUAAACGAAACGCAACUGAAUGCGCCUGCUUUUAUUCGCAAAGAAACAACUGCCAACAGUUCAGCUUUAGAUAGAGCUCAAAACACAACAACUCUGGAACGUAGUAUUGAGCCUAUAGUAAUCAAACUGCUUCCAACAAAACCUACUGCUCUCAGUGGAAACAAAGAAAAGAAGAUCAACAAAUUGAGCCAUAUUGCUUCCGAACAAAAACGAAGGAAUGUCAUUCGCUCAGGAUUCAAAGAUCUAACGGAUAUCAUACCAAUUCUACGCAACACUAAUAACUCGAAAAGCGCUAUCUUGUUUAAAGCAGUAGAUUACAUCAAAUACCUUGGUAAACGCAAUCAAUAUUUGCGGGAUCGGAUAGCAAGGCUACAAUUACGGUUGAGCCUUGUGAAGAAGUCGGCUAUUGUUACUGCUACUACAACAGCUUCCGCAUUUCAAAUGGAAGAUGCUCUGCUACAAGGGCAAUAUUGGCUUAACAAUGCAAGCAAUUCAUAUUGGCUUAGAAAACAACAAGCCAAACACACAGAGCAGAAUAUGCUGGCUACUGAUUCCACUAACGGACAGUUGCCAUUAGAUACAAUAGCGGCUCUGAUGGUACAUAAAAAUCAACAGAAACAGUUACAGGAGCUGCAAGAGCAGCUGCGAAUGCAACGAUAUCUGCUAAACAAGCAUCGUAUACCUAUACCGGAUAACUUUGAUAGAAAAACCGAAGCUUUGCUGACUAAUGAUGAUGAUAACUUUUCAAAAACUCAUUAUAAUUCUUAUAAAUAUGAAUCAAUUCCUAUACCAUCUCGAAGAAGUAGCGGUAGCAGCUGAAUUAACUAGGCCUGCUGUUUCAUUUCCAUCAAUAAAGCCCUUAAAUUGAAUAUAAAAGAAAAGUACUCCUUUUCCAAUAUGAAUAUGUGAUAGUUAUUUUAUCGAAUAUUUUGAGAAUCAGUAUCAAAG